AUUCAUUUGUUUUCUUUUUUGGCAGGAGAAACUCACAACAAAAAUUUUUGAUCAAAAAGAGAUAUUGAAGCUUAUUUCAUUUGGUUAAUUUAAAAAUUCUGUUACAUCAAAAAUGAUACUUUCAGCUUGUGAUUUCAAUUUCUAAAAGUUGUUAAAUGAUCAUGUCAUAAUGAUUGGUAAACUUGUUACCAAAUUUAUCCAAUCAUUACCCUCAUGGGAAGUAACAAAAUAUUAUGGAAGAGUAUGUAUAUAUCAAUUAAAAUGCUUAAAAUAUAAAGUUCAAACAAGUGAAGCAUGGUUUAAUUUUAAAUGCAAAUUUAUGCCAGGUAGUUUACAGAAUGAAUUAGAGUGUGAAGAACCUAAGCAAAAUAAAGUUAAAGAUAAAAAACAACAGGUAAAACAUAAAUUGCCAGCUGAUGCAGAAGCUUACAAGAAAAAACAAUAUCAAUUACAAUAUCCUAAGGAUAAAGAAGAUGAAUUUGAAGAUACUUCAUGUAAUGACAUAAAAGACAAUUAUAUGCAAAAGAAAAAUCAGAAAUAUGAAAGUGCAAAGCACCAAGAAAAAGAAGACUACAAUGCUCGUGAUGAUUAUAGGACAAAAAAGCAAAGAAAAGUGAAACGUGCUCAGUGAGUUUCAUUAUCUGAAGAAUGUGUACAUGUGAACUUGUGCUAUAUUAAUUUUCUAAAAAUUAUUGAAUGUCUUAAGAAAUUUGUAUCUUUUAUUAUUUAUAUUUGUACAUGCUGUUUAAUAAAAUGAAUAU
Molecule: messenger RNA, 761 nt
Organism: Osmia lignaria (orchard mason bee)
Lineage: Eukaryota; Metazoa; Arthropoda; Insecta; Hymenoptera; Megachilidae
Source: RefSeq, a predicted model, not a curated record